Corythoichthys intestinalis (scribbled pipefish) is the source of this 1952-nucleotide messenger RNA. RefSeq names its product zinc finger protein 382-like. Gene Ontology annotation, molecular function: DNA-binding transcription factor activity; RNA polymerase II cis-regulatory region sequence-specific DNA binding. Lineage: Eukaryota; Metazoa; Chordata; Actinopteri; Syngnathiformes; Syngnathidae. Gene Ontology annotation, biological process: regulation of transcription by RNA polymerase II. The transcript is spliced from 3 exons. The record is from RefSeq and is a predicted model, not a curated record. Bases 71 to 1465 code for a protein of 464 amino acids.
GACACGGGCAUCAUUUACAGCAUAGUGGCUUGCAAGCUAAUAACAAAGGUUCUGUGAUUAUCUUUUAAAAAUGUUUGGAAAAACGACAGUCAAAUUAGAGGAGGAAUUUGGUGGGACAAAAGAGAAGGAACUUGAAGCACGUGACGCUAUUUGCAGGCAGCCUCGAGUUGCGUUACAAGACAAUGGAGAAAAAUAUGAUCCUGAGCAGCAGGAGCCACAUUCUCCAGACAUUAAAAAAGAGGAGGUUCCCCUUCAAAUUAAAGAGGAGAAGGACACGGAGCUCCUUUGCGUUAAAGAAGAGCAGCAGCCGCCUUCCUUCAACAUCAAAGAAGAAGCACAGCUCUCAUACAUUAAAAAGGAAGACGAUUUCACAGAAUUGCCGGUGACUGAUGUCCCUUCGAAGGCUGAAGAUUCUUCAAAUCACCACCUGAAAGUAAAAGACAAUGAACUAUUGCUCUCCGAUAGCGACCGUACCAUGUCCAACUCAUCUGACUUGGACAACAGGGAGAAAUCUUUUUCCUGCACAUAUUGCGACAACGGAGAAAAAUAUGAUCCCGAGCAGCAGGAGCCACAUUCUCCGGACAUUAAAAAAGAGGAGGUUCCCCUUCAAAUUAAAGUGGAGGAUACAGAGCUCCUUUGCGUUAAAGAAGAGCAGCAGCCGCAUUCCUUCGACAUCAAAGAAGAAGCGCAGUUCUCAUACAUUAAAAAGGAGGACAAUUUCACAGAAUUGUCGGUGACUGGUGUCCCUUCAAAGGCUGAAGAUUCUCCAAAUCACAACCUGAAAGUAGAAGACAAUGAACUAUUGCUCUCUGAUAGCGACCAUACCAGGUCCAACUCAUCUGACUUUGACAACAGGGAGAAAUCUUUUUCCUGCACGUAUUGCGGUAAAAGAUUCUCCCGUAAGAGCCGCUUAGAAAGCCACACCAGAACACAUACUGGUGAGAAACCUUUCGCCUGUUCAGUUUGCGGUAAACGAUUCUUGACCAAAGCGUUCGCCAGAUUCCACACCCACAAAGACGAGAAAGCGUUCGCCUGCCUGGCGUGCGGUCGCCGGUUCUUGCAAAAAGCGCACCUCGUAGCCCACACGAAAAUGCACAACGGCGUCAGACCUUUCGCCUGCUCGUUUUGCGAUUGUCGGUUCACCACAAACGGGAAUUUGAGCAGGCACACGAGGGUACACACCGGCGAGAAACCAUUUGUCUGCGGCGUUUGCGGUACAAGCUUCUCAGAGAAGGGCGUUUUAACCGCACAUGUCAGAACGCACACCGGAGAGAAACCAUUCACCUGUUCCGAAUGCGGGAAAGCUUUCUCGACAAAGACCAACUUAAAGAUGCACGCGCAAACACACACUGGUGUGAAACCGUAUGCCUGCUCCGACUGCGGGAAACGCUACUCGUCAAAGACCAACUUAAAGAAGCACGUGCGAACACACACCGUUGAGAAACCGUUUGCCUGCUCCCGGUAGGAGCGCCUUGACAACGUACGCAAGAACGCACACUGGUUAGAAACUGUUUCCCUGUUUAGUGUGCAGUCAACAAUCCUCACAGGUGGGAAACUUAGCCACACCCAGCAGUUUUUUUUUUUAAAAACAGAUGAUCCUGCUCUCAUACGUCUAAAAAAAAUAACUAUGGCUACACCACCACGUUUGUGGGGGGGGGAAAAGCAUCCACAGCCAACUGCAUUCAUUCGUUUUUAAGUACAUUCAUAACAAUGCCAGACCUUAAGGAGGCACCAGUUUCCCAAAUCCCAUCCAAUCAGAGAAAACUUCAAUCUAGCGACGUCUCUUCUUCAAAUUGGAGAAAAAAAUUACUUCUAACGCACUUCACGUACAUGUACCUUAGCUGGGAGCUACGACGAAGCAGUAGUAUAAAUCCCUCUAUUGAUUAUAAUUUGAUGUUGUUGAGUCAAAAUAUAAAGGAUUUCCUUAUUUGUAAAACUGAUUUUAAAACACA